Molecule: messenger RNA, 486 nt
Organism: Acaulospora colombiana
Lineage: Eukaryota; Fungi; Glomeromycota; Glomeromycetes; Diversisporales; Acaulosporaceae
Source: the annotation of a GenBank genome assembly
AUGAUUAGAGCCGCUGUUCGAACCAUCACAUUAAAUAUUUUUGCAGUGAAUGAUGACCAGAUGCAAGAUUUCAUCUUGGACAAGAAAGCUGCACCAUAUUUCUCGAAUUUGGUCUACUUCAUUGCCAACCAUGCGUCGAUAUUGAACGACAUAAGCAAUUCAUCCUCGUAUUACAAACAAUAUUCUCGAUUUAAUUAUUAUAUGGCCGAACAUUGCGAUAAUUUCUACUACAUAAAUGAUAUCAUCAACCUUGACAUUGAAAAAAUGAAUAAUACGCUGACCGCGCAUUUAAUGGAUUUAUUGGUGCAACCGAUUUACGCGGACAGUCUGGUUAAAGAAGAGUUACUUCCUUCAAAACAGGUUAUUAAUACUGGUUGCCCUUGCCCUUCUUUGUCACGUAUUACAUAUCUUUCGCCAUACUCCACUGGUCACAUCGGUGGUCGCAAUGUUAUUCUCGAACUCUCCGGGCAUGAUGGAUUACUCUAA